Molecule: messenger RNA, 6309 nt
Organism: Argiope bruennichi
Lineage: Eukaryota; Metazoa; Arthropoda; Arachnida; Araneae; Araneidae
Exons: 7
Coding region: 30-4958 (1642 amino acids)
Cellular component (GO): nucleus
Source: RefSeq, a predicted model, not a curated record
UCCUUGGCAACCCUAAGUCAAAACAGAAAAUGGCUUCUGGUAAGAUGAGUGCAGACGAUUCUGAGAAAAAUAAGUGCGAUGAGAAAAGUAGUGACACGUUUUAUACCAAGUUAGAGCAAGAUAGAAGAAAUUCAAGCUUUCUUAAAAGUGUUGUUCUGCCUCCUCAUGGACAUUUAAAGAAAAGAACCGAGCACUGUUUCCGAAAUUUACCUGGCUUGCCUGCGGCAGAAGAUCUUUGCAAUGGUAACGUCAAAGUGUGUCGUAUAGUUCACUCUCCAAAUGGUAUAAAAACAAUUUCACCAAAUAAUUGUAAGCCAAUGAAUAAUACCCUAAAUGAUAAAAAUGACAGUAGAUCUAGUCCUGUUAAUUGUCAGAGCAAUGUUUUAAGUUAUGAAAACAAGAUUACACCCUGUACAUUUGAGCCUAAUCACUCAUUACCCAAAAAUAUACCAGUGCAAUCUGUUGAUGAUAAACACAAAUACGACCAUGUGCAAGAAACAGAAAUUCAAUCAGCCAAAUCAUCUUUACUGAAAAGUGAAAAAUAUAUUGCCAACCGAAGCGGUAAAAAGCCUGAAAGACUAAGAGAAAAUAUGUCGGUUCAUCACACAAAGAAGAAAAAGCACAAAGAGAAGGACAAACAUCAUACAAACCACAAAGAAAAACAUCAAUCAAAGCAUCGAGAUCGUCCAAAAGAGAAGAGCAAUGUGAAAUCUCAUAAGCAUAAAGAGCACAAUUCUGUUUCAAAGAAAAUCUCACCUCUUUCCUUUGCCAAUGCUGAAAAAGAUGGAGAAUCUAUUUUAAAAACUAAAAAUAAAUCAUCUCUAAACAAAAGUGCCUCUGUAAAAGAUAAUACUAAUACCCCAGUUCAACAUCCCAGUAUACCUGCAGAAAAUAUUAGUAUUAAGAAGGAGUUCAUCUCAGAUAAUGAUCAUCAAACAAGUGGUGAUGCUUCUCAGUUGUGUAAUCGUGUUUCUGAGCAGGAUAUUCCUACAGCUGACAAACCUGCAGAAAUUGUAGUUGCUGAAAAAGAGAAUCCUGUUCAUGAAUAUUCUCUCUCAAAAAAUUCAUUUGAUGACACUUCUGCAUUACCUACUAUGAAAAGAAAGCGAGACUCAUUUCAAUGUAAUGGGGAUAAUCAUUUAAAUUCUGAUUCACUUCCAUGUUCUAAAAGAAUUAAAGUUGAAUCAAUUUCAGAUUCCCAUAUCAAAAAUGAAGAUUCAGUAUUUAACAACAAGCCAUCUGUAUCAAUAUCAGAAACAGAUGUAUCAAACUAUCAGAAUGAUUGUACAAGUACUAAAAUCAACAAUCUUGUCAGCAGUAGUCAAAAAACUGAUGAAUCAACAAAUCCUUGUGUGAAUUCGGAAUCAUCUCUGCUCGUAGAUAAUUCUGAUAAACAGACUUCAAGUCUCUCAGUGCCUGAAACACAAAACAUAUUGAAUAAUGUAACUCAUUGUGAUACUCAUAAACAUUUCAAAAUAGAGAAGGCUGAGGUAUCAGUUUCUGAACUCAAAAGUCCCAAAUCUCAUAAAGAAACAGCUUUAAAUCAAUGUAAUUAUGUAGAUGAUGAAUCUGUAAGUAAUAGUUCAUGUAUUGUUACCUCUACACCUACCAAUUCAGUUUCAUCUAAACUGGAAACCUGUUCAUCUUUAUCAGUAAAAUUUGAAAAAACAUCUUCAUCAUGUGAAGUUGUAAAUAGUGAAUCCUCUGUUGUAAAAACAGAAAAUUCAUCAAGAAAUUCCUCUCAUACUCAUAAAAAGAAAGCAAAUGAACUCCUAAAAAAUCACAAGAAGCACUUACAUAGUGAAGUUCAUCCCAUUAAAUCUAAUAAGCAUUCUUCAGAACCAAAAAAUAGUGGCACACUAUCUGCAAAUAAAAUGAAAGAACACUCAGAUAAACAUCGAACAAAAGAGAAAAAUUACAGCAGUAUCAAACAUAAAUCUAAGAAAUUAAAACAUAACAAAUUAGAAGAUGUGCAUGUUAAAAUUGAAGUAAAAACAAAAGUGGAUUCAGAAAAAAAAUCUAAAGUUCAAAAAGAUGAAAAGCACAUAAGCAAAAGUAUUUAUUCAAUAAAUAUAGAGCAGAAGAAAUCAGAUUUAUCAAAAUCAGCAGAUGAUAAAGGCAAAAGUCAUAAACAAUCUCAUAAAAUUAAUUCAACUUCAUCCAAGACUGGCCUGUGCAUACGUUGUCGGCAAAAAUUAACAAAUCAUCGAAAUGUUGGUGUUCAGUGCAAGCGAGACAGGCAUGAUAAAGUGUGUGAAAAAGUGGGUGUUUCUCAGAAGAUUCCACGACUUCCCCAAGGGUUUGAUAUGAAACAUUUAAAAUAUGGCAAGUAUAUAAGAUUGGAAGUAUAUCCAAAUGGAGGUGCUGCUCUUCUCCAUCUAUAUUGGGAUGAAAUUUGUCAUCUUCCUCCAAAAGAUUUGAAAUGUCUUGCUGAAGAGUUCCUUAAGGAAACCUUUUUAGAAGAGCCUUAUGGUGUUGCUCGAUAUGUGAUGGGUAUUGUUCACAAUGCUGCUGAAUAUAUACCUGAUCUUUUAGAACAUUUUGCUGAUAAAUAUCCAAAUCUAGUUGUAAAAAUGGGUCAACUUGGUCGGCAGUCUGAUAUAGAAACAACUACAAUGGCAAAAUAUUGUGAACAGGUGCAUGCGCAUUACAGCCAGGGUACAUUCAGAACAGGGCCAUUGCAUCAGAUUAGCCUUGUUGGAACUGUGCAUGAGGAAGUUGGUGGCUAUUUUCCUGAAUUUUUGGAGAUGUUAGAAGAAAAUCCAUUCCUCCAUUUAACUAUGCCUUGGGGACCCAUGUCAAUUGUUCAUAUGAAUCCCCAAGAAAGCAAUGAUGGUCCUAUUCUCUGGGUUCGUCCAGGUGAACAGUUAGUUCCUACAGCAGACCUUUCAAAAUCUCCUUGCAAAAGAAAAAGGGGAGGUCUGAAUGAACUCAGAAAAUUGCAAUAUCUACCUCGAUCUACGGAGCCUCGUGAAAUAAUGUUUGAAGAUAGAACUAAGUGCCAUGCAGAUCAUGUUGGACAGGGGUUUGAUCGACUGACAACUGCUGCAGUUGGAGUCUUAAAAGCAGUUCAUUGUGGAAAUGAAUAUCCUUCAAACCGUAUAACAAAAGAUGUAGUUGCCUUCCAUGCAGGAGAUUUUAAUGAAUUGGUAGAGAAAUUGCAGCUAGACUUGCAUGAACCUCCAGUAUCUCAGUGUGUGCAAUGGGUAGAAGAUGCAAAAUUAAAUCAACUCCAUCGAGAUGGCAUACGCUAUGCUCGGAUUCAACUUUGCGACAAUGAUAUUUAUUUUCUACCCAGAAAUAUCAUACAUCAGUUUAGAACAGUCAGUGCUGUUACUAGUGUUGCUUGGCAUGUUAGGUUAGCUCAGUAUUACAUCCCUCCUGGUGAAAAUGAACGUGGUGCCAGCAGUCCAUCUCCUCCAAAAGAGAAAAGAUUGAAAGUCGAGCUGACUGAUAUUUCAAAACUCAAGAAAAAUCAAUCUGAAACUUUGAGCACAUCUGAAAAAGUCCAAAUCAAACAUGAAACUCCUAAGAAAACUGAUAAAAAUUCUACAGCACAACCAAAAAUUAAACAUAUUAAGCAGGAACAGGGGGAUGAGCACACAUGGCUCACACAUACUAAAUCAAAUAAGUCUGAUGCCAGCAAAAGUGGUCGGGGUGAUAUUGGAAAUGCUGCAUCACCAAAGAAAAAAUCAUCAGAUACUGGUUCUUCUAAGAAAAACACUACCUCAACUCCCACUAAAAGUUCUAAAAAUGAUAUACUGAAAGACGGAGUAGUUAAAAGGGUGCUUGAUGUAAAUUCUAAACCCAUCCAUACAAAUGCUAAUUUGGAUAAAGACAUGAGCAAACAAAGUAUUAAAUUGGAUAAAGAUAGUCACAAGGAGCACAAAGAGAGUAUUAAGGAAAAUAAUAAGGAUAAUAAAGAUGGUACAAAGGAAACUAAAGGAAGUAGUAGGGAAAAUAAAGAUGGUACCAAGGAAUAUAAAGAGAGUAAUAGUCAAAAAGAUGGCACCAAAGAGCAUAAAGAAAACAGUAAGGAAAAUAAAGAUGGUACCAAAGACCAUAAGGAAAAUAAAGAUGGUACCAAAGACCAUAAGGAAAAUAAAGAUGGUACCAAAGACCAUAAGGAAAAUAAAGAUGGUGCCAAAGACCAUAAAGAAAGUAGUAAGGAGAAUUGCAUUAAGGAAAAUAAAGAUAACACUAAGGAGCAUAAGGAGAAUAAAGAUAGAACCAAGGAGCAUAAAGAAAGUAGUAAGGAAAACAAGGAAAGUAGUAAAGAAUGCAAAGAGAAUAUUAGAGAGAUGAAAGAUAACACCAAGGAACAUAGAGAAAAUAAAGAAAGUAAUAAGGAGCAUGGGUCUAAAGUUAAAAUAGAUAAAAUUAGCUUACAUGAGGAAAAAAAGAAUGGAGCCAUUGACGCAUCGAAGAAUGUGGUAAAAAUUGAAGACAAAGACUAUUUACAAAGUAUUAAAAAAGAAAAGCGAAAACACAUUGAUGGCCAUGAACACACUCCUAAAAAGCAUGCUAAAAUUGUACUUUCUGAAGCUAAAGUACCUUCCGCUGCUUCAACUUCAUCAGAUAAAAGCAACAUUCCAAAAAGCAAAUCACAUAGUGAACAUAGGUCAAAAAAUAGACAUCGGCAUUCGAGAGAAGGCUUGCAGGAUUUGGAAUCGGCUGUUGUAGAUUGUGUAGCGUAUCUUGUAAAUACUGUGAGAGACAAACUGGAAGCUAUGUCAACCAAAAAGAAACUUGUACCCUCCGAAACAAUUCGCUCUAAUCGAACUACAGCCACCUUUUCAAAAGUGAAACAUUCCUCCAAUGGCAAUGAACCUGAACUUCAAACUUCAAAUGGUAAAACUAUGCAUAACAUGCAACUUCAGACCACAUCUACCGAUAAAAUGUGCGAUAAAACAAAUGGAAAAAACAUAAAUUGCCCAUCAUCUCUUGAUCUCCAGUGAAACAUUAUCACUUUUAGAUCAAUUUGCAUUCUUGCCAUUUGAGGAAGCAUGUUUAUCAAAAACUGUUUUGUAUAUAUUAUAUAUAUAUAUAAUGUAAAUAUAUAUAGUUGUAUAUAAAAUCAUAUCUAAUAGAAUAUAAUUAGUUUUGGAAUUUAUCUGCAAGAAAAGAUUUUAAUAGGGAUUACUUUUGUUACUGCUUCAUUUUUAUGGGCUCAUAUUUGUAUUCAAAGCAUUUUCCAAAAUGCUUCUCUAGAAAUUAAAUAUGUAUUAUAUGUUUAAAAUGUAUUUUUCCCCCACAAAUCAGAUUGAACCGAAAACAUUGUUCCCAUCCACCUCCAUGUGUACAAAAAAAAUUUAAUCGUCCUAGUUGUCGCAUCAAAAAUUUUGAUCUUAUGGUUAUUUAUUUACCAUAGAUGUUUUUAUAUUUUAGUAUUUUGUGUUUUGAGAUUUUUUUGUUGUUAUUGUUGUUUGUUUUAAGACCAUUGGGGAAAAAAUGUUUUUGUGAUACAUUUGUUUUCCACUACCCCUAGUUGUUUGUAUUGAAAUGCGAUUUUUUUGUAUUUGUUUUAUUGCUUCAUAAUAAAUUAAAAACCCAUUUUUGGUGUUCAGUGUGUAUAUCAAAAAUUUAGUUAAACUUAUUGAAUAUCUUCAUCUUUUUUUCCCCCUUUGUUUUUGAAGAUACAGGGCAAAGGUAUUUCAAAACUUUUAUUAAUAAUUAUCUGUAGUAUAAUUAUUAAUAAAUAGUAGUAUAAUUUUAUACUCUCUUUGAAAUGUUUUGAUUGAUUUAUCCUGAAUUUUGUAGUAUUAUUUUUGGUAACAUAUGUUUGGUAAAAAAUUUUGUGUAGUAAUCUAAACUUAAUUGUAACCUUUAAUUUUAUCCUAUCAAAAUAGGAAAUGUGGGGUAGCAUUUACAUCCCAUUAGAUGGAAUUGUUGCUAGCAUUUUACACUGUUUGUAAUUUUACUUUACUAUUCUGAAGAGUGUUCUUUGCGCAUCUUUGUACAUUUAAAUACAUAAGUAUGUAUUUAUACGCAAAGGAAGAAUGCAGUUUUCACUAAAUUCAUCAAAUUAAUUUGGAAAAAAUCUUUUUCUUUAUGAAUUACAUAAUAUAUAUACUGUUUCAUUUGUGUCUUUAAAAGUUAUCUUAUUGAAAAAUUUCAAAAAUGUAUCUGACUUUUCUUUACUUAAAUACUAUUUAAAAAGGAAUGGCAUUUUUUAUCAUUUCUUGCACUUUCCUUAGCUUUUAUGAUGUUAAACAGAUGCAAUAUAUUUUUUCACAUUCUUCUUUAAUGAAUGGAAAAAUGUUAUGCUCUUUAAAAUAUGUAUUUGAGAUAUCUGCUAUAUUUAAUAUU